UGAAGUCACAAUCUCAUCUCGCGAUACUAAUGAAAAUCUGUAAACGCAGUCCGGCAGGAGCCGAGGAGCCAGAGUGUUCGUUGUUGCGGGACAUUUAAACAGCGAUCAGGGACUGCGGACUGUGCUGUAGAAAGCGGGACUCUUAUGCUGCGAUAAGAAAUGUCUCUGCUAGAAAAGGAAGCUCAUGCUGAGCUGAGCAGCGCUACUGCUGACCUCCGUUACAGAUUGAACAGCGCUAAAAAAGAAAUUGUUGAACUAGUUGGAAAACAUAACAAAGAGAUUUGCAGUUAUGAAAAUCAGUUUGCCAGGUUACGUUCACAGGUUGAGAAAGGAGAGGCAGUUCGACAAAACUUGGAAUAUGAGUUGGCUGUGGCAAAAAAGCAAUACAAAGUUGCCAAAACCUCAGGGGAAGAAGAAAAGGCAAAUUCUGUUCGAAUACAGGCUCAGUUCAAAGCCCAGAUUGAUGAACUGCAACAAAAGAUGUUCAGCGUGGAGAAUGUUUUUCAAGCUGCACAGCUUGGUUGGCAAGAAAGACAAAAAAUGUUUGAAAGGGACUUGCAAAAUCGGGAUAACAUUAUUCAGAACUAUAUAAAAGAACAAGAAGCCCUUAUAUCAGAAAAGAACAACCUCACAUACCUUCUCCAGAAAGAAAAGUUGAAUGUACAAGAGCUACAGCAAAAACUGCUGCAAAUGCAGAGUGAACACUCUGGGAACCUGGAAACUUUGAAGAAGCAGAAAAUUGAGCUGGAUUAUAGUCAUGAAAGAGAAGACAGACUGCAGGUGGAACUUAAAGAAGCAAAACAAAAAAUAAAGCACUUGGAGGAUAAUGUAGAGGCUGAAAGAGCCACACAUCUGGAAUCUAAAUUUAAUUCUGAAGUCAUCCAGUUGCGGAUACAUGAUCUUGAAAACGCCCUGCAGGUGGAAAAAGCCACUCUGGCACAAACUCAUUCUGAGUUGGAUACCUUGAGGAAACGGUUCUGUGAAGUGGAAGCAGCUUAUAAUUCAGAAAAAAACUGUGCAGAACAGUUGACUGAAAAACUCAAAAAGUCAGAACAAGAUUUCUGUAUGUUGGUUAAUCGGCUGAAAUCAGAAAUUGAGCAAAAAAACAACUUAAUCGCAGAACUCACUGGAAAACAAAAACAUAUAGAGAACGGUUAUAUCACGAUGGAGGAGGAGCUUGCUAUUACCAAGAAACACUAUUAUUCUCUGGAGGAAAUUCAUAAAGACAACCUGAGAGAGUUGCAGUCAGUUGUCGACAACUUCAUAUCUUCACAUCAUGGUACAUUAGAGGUUGGCAAAGAGAGAGUUAAACCUGCAGGCUUUUCAGUACUCCUUGAGACUCUGCAGCAUAUCUUGACAGAUAAUAGGAACCGGCUUGAAGACUUUUCUAACAAGCUUGAAGCAGCCAAAUAUGGCUAUACACGGGUAACUGAAGAAAUGAAGUCUGCAAAGGCAAUGAUACAGACACUGUGUGACAACCUUGAGAAAACACAAUGUGACCUGGAAUCUGCCGAAAAGGAGUCCCAUGUUCUGCACACAAGAUGCACAGAUCAAGAAUGCCAAAUAGCUGUUUUGCAGAUGGACUUGGAGAAAGCCCAAAACGGAUGGGAGGAAGCGAAACUAAGGGUUUUAAAGUGUGAUCGUGAACUCCAAAAUCUUGCCAAGGCUUAUGAGAAGGAUACAGAGGAAAAGUUAACAUUCCUCCACAACUUGUACCAGCGUUUGGUUGCAGGCUGUGUCCUCAUAAAAAAGCCCCAGAGCUUGUUGGAUAAAUUCUCCUGGGUGGAGCUUUGCACUGUACUGGAGGAGAAUGUUGAUUUCCUGAUAUCUGACUUGUGCCAAUCUAAUCAAAAGGUGUUCAGUCUAGAGGGUUUUUGUAAAUCCAAGGCUGGAGUUAUUAAGAACCUGCAACAGAACCAUGAAGAAUCCCUCAAAAAGCUGGCUGAGGAGAUGAAAGCACAGGAAAUCACUUGGCUAAAACAGCGGAGAGAUUUGGAAGAACGUUCCACUAAACUCAUUCAGGAGGCACGGAAAUUUAAGAGUAUAGCAGAAAAAUCCAAGGACAAAAUUGCUGUAUUUGAAAAAACAAAAGAUCAAGUGGCUCUUGAAAAUGUUCACAUAAAAAAUCUCCUGAUUACCACUGAAAAGGACCAUAAAUCUCUUCUUGCAGCCUGUGCACUGCUGGCUGGUGCUUUAUAUCCUCUCUACAGCAGAACCUGUGUGCUGGCAUCCCAGCGAGAUUUCCUUCAGCAUCAGACCACCAGCUGUGUAGAAGUCAGAAAUGAAAUCUGGACACUGAUCCAAAUCUUAUCUAGGACCAAAGAGAAAAAUCAGGGUAAUACCAAGAAGCAAUGCAAAGGCAUCCUACUCUUUCGUAAAGCUGUGAUCGCAGUGCUAACUGUGAACAGGCUUAAUCGCCUUGGCAGAUCCUGCAGUUCUCUUUUUACUUGGACUGAUAAUGCUUGGAUGGGUACUGGAAUCAUGGUUUGUACAGGAGGAACACAGGUCAUGCAGAGAAGGACAUGUAAGCAAGAUGAGCCGAUGCGCUGUCAGGAGGCUGUGAAUUGGUUCACCAGCUCUGAUCUUCUUACUGCUAUCGUUGCUUCAGUGUCUGAGUUGCUUGAAGUUUUAAAUAAGAUAGAUCCAAGUCAUCCAUCUCACGUUAACGUAAUUCAAAAUGCUGCAAGAAAUUCAUUUGCAAAGCUAAUGAAGAAAAUUGCUAUUCAAAUGGAAAUGAAAGCCGUUCAUAAAGACAGAGGACCAUCAUUUGGGGAUGCAGAUUCCCUUUUUCACAGAUUAGCACUUGGUCAUCAGAGAAUCCUCUCCAAAGCCAGAGGGACUCAAGAGACAAAUUCUUUUACAGCUACGAAAUCCAUAGAAGUUUUGAAGAAUCAAAUACACAAGUUCAUACAGCGAUUACAUAAAGCGGAGGUAGAGCGUCGUUCAAUGCGUUUAGAACUGGCUGAGUUAAAGCAAAAAGUCUGCACCCUUGAAACAAAUACUGACAGCACAGAGAGACUUAAACAUAACAGGAAGAUCAAACAAACUAAAGCAGUUUCUAACGAGAAGUUUAAGAAUCUAUGCGAAGAGCUAAAAAAUGCAUUGUUACGGGAACAGCAAGCACAACUUCUGCUACAAGAGCAAUCUCAGCAGCUGCAGGAGCUAAGUUACAGGAUAGAAUUGCAUUCCACAGAAGAGGCAGAGAAGGAUCAAACUUUAACAGAAGCUGUCAAGAGUCUCUCCGAGGCUAAGUUAGAGCUAGAGAGAAAAGGUCAGUGUUUGCGCCAGCUGAACAGACAACUGCAAAGAAUCGAACAGGACAAACUUCAGCUUCAAGUGGGCAUUCAUGAUGCUGAAAAUGCCCUGUGGAUGGUAGCAACAGAUAAAGAAAUUCUUAUGAAGCACAUGAAAUCAAUUGACUCGGUCUUUGAAAAGGUCAGAGAUCAGAUGUCACUGGUGUGCUCAUCAAGGAAUGAUAUCAUUCUUCAGCUUCCCAAACUGCACCUAGAGAUGUUACCUCUUCUGGAACACUUGGGCCGGCCAGAGUUCCUUGCAUGCCAGAAAAUGAUUAAGAGUUUCAUGCAGGUCUAUGAUUUUGCAUGCACCAAAGUAAGUGCCCUUGAAAGAGAAGUAGAAUCCCACCAAAAUCACAUUGCAGCCCUUAAAUCUGAACUGAAAACGGCCUGCUUGCGUGAAAAUGAAAGCUUGUCUCUGCCGAGAUGGUACGAUGAUAACAUCAAAGAAGUAACAAAGACAGAGUUUAUGUUAGAAAUAACUAAUGGCCAAGAUUUCCUGCCUCUUCAGGCUGAACAAGAGCUGACACACAAUCAAGUAAAAUACGGUUUAGAAAGCAGCAGAUUUCACCUUCUACCAACUGAAGCUUCAUCUGUUGCUUGUUACUCCUCGCUACCUCAACGGAUGCUUUCGACUACAUCUUAGUAUUCAUAUAUACAUAUUGUAAUUUGUAAGUGUGUGAAGCCAUCUAUGAUGUUAGUCACUUUUAUACAAUGCACUAUAUUUAUUGAACUGUUUAUGCAUUAUCCACUGUUAAUGUUUAAUGAUUUUAUAUAAAAAAAAAAAAUCCAAUGGAGAUUUUAUUUUGCUAACAUUUUUUAAAUAUAUUGAUGGCAUUGUAAGUAUUCUGUUUUAGCCACAAA
This is a messenger RNA of Xenopus laevis (African clawed frog), 4157 nucleotides long. RefSeq names its product coiled-coil domain-containing protein 171 (gene ccdc171.L). The transcript is spliced from 24 exons. Lineage: Eukaryota; Metazoa; Chordata; Amphibia; Anura; Pipidae. The record is from RefSeq and is a predicted model, not a curated record. The coding region runs from base 160 to 3939 and encodes 1259 amino acids.